Messenger RNA from Quercus robur (English oak), 1679 nucleotides. RefSeq lists its product as uncharacterized. NCBI's taxonomy places the organism in Eukaryota, Viridiplantae, Streptophyta, Magnoliopsida, Fagales, Fagaceae. The transcript has 7 exons. Gene Ontology annotation, molecular function: hydrolase activity, acting on carbon-nitrogen (but not peptide) bonds, in linear amides. The record is from RefSeq and is a predicted model, not a curated record. Bases 120 to 1478 code for a protein of 452 amino acids.
CCAAAUGAAAAAGAAUAGCUAUGUGACUCUAGCUUCUUUUGAAGAAUCCCUUAAGAUACUAAACUUUUUUUCCUUCAGCUAGCUAUAGACCAAGCCUGAAAUUUUAGAUAGAGCCAGCCAUGUCACAAUAUGGUUCGAGACUAAUUGUGCCUAUAGAUGUGAAGAAAAAGCCAUGGGAACAGAAACUCCCUCUUCACAACCGAUGGCACCCAGACAUACCUCCGGUUGCUGAGGUUAAAGUAGGAGAGGCUUUUAGAGUAGAGAUGGUGGACUUCAGUGGAGGAGGUAUAACACAGGACUAUACUGCAGAGGACAUCAAGCAUGCUGAACCAUCUAUUGUACAUUACCUCAGCGGGCCGAUUAGGGUUGUGGACGAGGAUGGGACACCGGCCAAGCCGGGCGAUCUUCUGGUAGUUGAAAUAUUGAACUUGGGUCCUCUUCCUGGAGAUGAAUGGGGUUAUACAGCAACAUUUGACAGAGAAAAUGGAGGUGGUUUUCUGACUGACCAUUUUCCUUGUGCAACCAAAGCGAUUUGGUACUUUGAAGGAAUAUAUGCCUACUCUCCUCACAUACCAGGAGUACGAUUUCCAGGCUUAACUCACCCUGGAAUCAUUGGAACUGCACCAUCAUUGGAACUGCUCAACAUAUGGAACGAGAGGGAAAGAGAGCUUGAAGAAAAUGGGCUCCAAACGCUCAAACUAUGUGAGGUUUUGCACUCACGACCAUUAGCAAACCUACCAACAACCAGAGGCUGUGUCCUUGGAAAGAUUGAAAAGGGCACUCCAGAAUGGGAAAAGAUUGCUAGGGAGGCUGCGAGAACAAUUCCAGGAAGAGAAAAUGGUGGAAAUUGUGACAUCAAAAAUCUCAGUAGAGGUUCAAAGAUAUACCUUCCGGUAUUUGUGGAUGGAGCAAAUUUCAGUACCGGUGACAUGCACUUCUCUCAGGGGGAUGGUGAAGUCUCAUUCUGUGGGGCAAUUGAGAUGAGUGGUUUCCUAGAACUCAAGUGUGACAUUAUAAGGGGUGGAAUGAAAGAAUACCUUACACCAAUGGGUCCCACCCCUCUUCAUGUAAACCCAAUCUUUGAGAUAGGCCCUGUUGAGCCUAGAUUCUCAGAAUGGUUGGUAUUUGAGGGCAUCAGUGUUGAUGAGAGUGGGAGGCAACACUACCUUGAUGCAAGUGUUGCUUAUAAGCGAGCCGUACUCAAUGCCAUCGACUACCUCUCCAAAUUUGGGUACUCCAAAGAACAGGUCUAUCUUCUGCUGUCAUGCUGCCCAUGUGAAGGAAGAAUAUCUGGAAUAGUUGAUUCCCCCAAUGCUUGUGCUACCCUAGCAAUCCCAACAGCUAUCUUUGACCAGGAUAUUCGUCCCAAAAACAAGAAGGUUCCAGUUGGGCCCCGGCUAGUGAGGAAACCAGAUGUCCUAAAAUGCACUUACGAUGGAAAUUUGCCGAUCACAAAAAAUCCAAGCACCUCAACAUAAAUCCUACAAGCCUUGAUCUGCUAAGUCAAGGAAACACAGGGGGUCACAAUUUCAAUGCCAACUAGGCAUUUAUCUAUAUCUAUUACCUGUAAUAAGAAAGAAUGGAGGUAUUGUUCUCCUUUAUUCAAAAAUACUGUUCAUCAGCACUGUCUUAUUGUGUACCAGUUCUACCCUUAUCAAGUUUAUCACCAUAUUAUUAUA